AUGAGCAGCAAACCAUUUUUCAACACUCUAGAUAGAUCGCAGAUCGAUUUCAUUGCAACCGAGCAAGAAUCGAUCCCAGAGUGCGAAUUGGGCAUUCCUGGCCACUCAAGAACAAGCGGUGAGCACUAUGCUUCGUAUCGGGACUCGCUGGUCACUUCAGAGACGUCACAAAGCAUUUUCAGUGAUGGGAUCAGCCGGCCCACAAGAUCGCUGAACAGCUUGGAGAACUUCGAGCGGCUCUCAAGCGUGUCGAGUGGAUCUUCCCGUGGCACUGACAUGAGCCAUGGCGCUCGCUACAAAAUUGUGCUGAAACUUACCUCUCGCGAAGUUAGUCUUCUGCGCAGCUCGUGGACUGUGAUGCUCAAUGACGAUGUGCCUAACGAUAAGUUCCGUUCUACCAUCCGUCGAUUGUUGCACAACUUAGCGCCCCAGAGCUGGAGCGGUGCUGGUAAUGCUUCUACCAAUAGUUUCCGUGCUCACCGCCAAAGCACCUCUACCAAUUCGAGCCGGAUGCCACCGCACGUGUUCGGCAGUGGUCAUAGCUUGAAGGGCCACACUCCUCGCGGCAGUGUGAGUUCUGCGUCCACCAAUGCCUCAGGAGCGGGUGCUACAUCGAAUCUAUCGUUCAAACAUGCAUCUGUACCACCUCUCGGCCCUAAGAGCAGCACUCCGUUCGCCACAGAGACUGUUGGCAGCGCCGCAUUUGCAAGCUCCAUUUUCUGCAGUCAGUUUUACGGCAAUCUGAUGUACAUGGAGCCAUCCAUCGAGCAAAUGUUUCCAUCGAUUCGUCACCAGGCUGUUGCAUUUGCAGGUGUCUUGACAAUGGCCGUCAACAACCUUGACGAUCUGUCAACGCUUGAGGCGUAUCUAAGCAGCUUGGGGAAACGCCAUUCACGAAUUCUGGCCAUUGAGCCUUUCCACUUCGAGCUCAUGGGUAUGGCUUUCCUCAAAACCAUCAAGGAGCGAUUUGGACACCACAGCACACUUGAGCUUGAAGAAACUUGGUCCAGACUUUACAGUUUUCUGGCUAAUAGCAUAUUACAGUUUGGUAUCGACCCAGUGCUGAAAAUCGACGCACUUAAUAACGAGAUAGUUUUCCCCGUUCCAGAUCUGGUCAAGGGCUUGCCCACCACCAAGGCUCCUCUCUGGCCACCUGCAACGACACCUGCAACGACACCCAGCACUCAAAAACCGAGCAUUGAUACAAAUACAACAGCUUCGACACAUGUUCCUAGAGCUAGAACCAUAAAAAGGAUUACCGCUGUUAAAAACCCGGAAACUAUUCCAGCCAGAUCACUAUACACCAAUACUAAGGGACGUGCCUCUGAUAAAGAAUGUGUGAUUAUGUGA
Molecule: messenger RNA, 1350 nt
Organism: Lachancea lanzarotensis
Lineage: Eukaryota; Fungi; Ascomycota; Saccharomycetes; Saccharomycetales; Saccharomycetaceae
Product: LALA0S07e04522g1_1
Exons: 1
Coding region: 1-1350 (449 amino acids)
Biological process (GO): nitric oxide catabolic process; cellular response to nitrosative stress
Cellular component (GO): intracellular anatomical structure
Molecular function (GO): heme binding; FAD binding; oxygen binding
Source: RefSeq, a predicted model, not a curated record